AUGGUAUCUUUUCUGCCCAUCUUCAUCAGUGUUGAGCCUGUUCUGCAGUAUUCCUUGACUGUCUGUUGUGCAGUGAGCUUCCACGAGACGGGCGUUGGCUCUUCUCUCCCUGCCCUCAGCUUGCCGACUGGUGGCCCCGCCUCUGUUUCUGCUUCUCAGCGCUUCUCUCGAGCAUCUACGACACCAUCCAAUCGGGACAUCUGUAGGAUAUGCCAUUGUGAAGGAGAUGAGGAGAGCCCUCUCAUCACUCCGUGCCACUGCACAGGGAGCCUUCACUUCGUGCAUCAGUCGUGUCUGCAGCAAUGGAUCAAGAGCUCGGCUACCCGGUGCUGCGAACUCUGCAAAUACGAAUUUAUCAUGGAAACCAAAGUGAAACCUUUACGAGAAUGGGAGAUGCUGCAGAUGACAACCAGUGAGCGGAGGAAGAUCAUGGGCUCUUUGACUUUAAAUAUAAUUUAUAUCACUUGUGUGGUGUGGUCACUGUAUGUCCUUAUAGACCGGACCGCUGAAGAGAUUAAACAAAGGCAUUCUGCUAGGAUUCUUGAGAGGCCAUUUUGGACUAAACUGGUGAUGAUGGCUGUUGGUUUCACUGGAGGACUUCUGUUCAUGUACAUUCAGUGCAAAGUCCAUGUACAGCUGUGGAAAAGGCUUAAGGCUUAUAACCGUGAAAUAUAUGUACAGAACUGUCCAGAAACUGACAAAAAGAGCACAUUUGAAAAAUCUGGAGCAACUGAGCCAAACACUGAAAACAAAGAUGAGCUUGGGAGUUUCUGUGCCGAGACAAACGGUUUGCAUGACACAGAAUGUGAAGACUCUAGAACAGAUAUUUCCCAUGUCUGAUGGGUACACUUGAAGAUCUGGGCAAGCCUCAGCUACUCUGCUCAGCUGUUCAAAAUCAGCAAAGGUCUAUCAGGUGAACUUCUUUCCCUCCAUCUCUCUGCUCUCGAACAUAUCAAGUAUCUCAUGACCACAAGUUGGCCUGCAACAAGAAAUAACAGGAUUCGUGGCAAGGCACGGAUGUGAGACAGACUGUCACUGUCUGUCCAAGUUAAAUCACUGUCAGGUUUGGGGGCUUUUUCCGAUGCCAUCCCAAAAUAUCGCAGAUUGCGUUCAGGAGUGUGAAACGGUGGAUGAAAGAAUUGUUUAAGCCACUAUGGGAAGCACCAGGUGUUUAAAGCACCCACUCUGCCAUAUAAUGUAAGGGCUUCUUUGCUGGGCUAUACUAGUUCAAGUUGCAUGGUCUGUGUACUGUGAAUAUGCACAUAGACACAUACACAAGCUCCC
Molecule: messenger RNA, 1284 nt
Organism: Sphaerodactylus townsendi
Lineage: Eukaryota; Metazoa; Chordata; Lepidosauria; Squamata; Sphaerodactylidae
Product: E3 ubiquitin-protein ligase MARCHF8-like
Exons: 5
Coding region: 1-840 (279 amino acids)
Biological process (GO): antigen processing and presentation of peptide antigen via MHC class II; immune response; protein polyubiquitination
Cellular component (GO): early endosome membrane; cytoplasm; late endosome membrane
Molecular function (GO): ubiquitin protein ligase activity; zinc ion binding; MHC protein binding
Source: RefSeq, a predicted model, not a curated record